Molecule: messenger RNA, 1296 nt
Organism: Tetrahymena thermophila SB210
Lineage: Eukaryota; Ciliophora; Oligohymenophorea; Hymenostomatida; Tetrahymenidae
Exons: 1
Source: RefSeq, a predicted model, not a curated record
AUGUACAAAAAUAGAGGAAUUUCUAAUGAGCUUUCUCAAAAAAGUUUAGUUGAAAAAUAUUCUUGCAUUAUUGAAGAAAUAUAAAAAAAAUAAAACCAUCUACAUAUUUUAGAUAAUUACUCUCCUAUUCUCAUUUCGAAACAAAAAAUUAAAUUUUAAGAGGAAGAUGAAUUUAACAAUUCAUAAAUUAGUUAAGUCAGUUAAAACUGCUCAAUUAUGUAAUAAAGAUAGUAUUAAGAUUAAAGCUUAAAUUAAAAUAGUUAUAUUGAUAAUGAACUCAAUGCAAUAUUUCAUUAAGCUAAAAAAAAUAGAGAUUUUGGGAAUACUUUUACUCUAUCAAAUACAGGAUAUUCUUUGAAAAAUUCUAGAUAAGAACUGAUGAACAGUUAAAUAAAUUCAUAAAGAAGUUUACGCUGUUCUAAAAGCCUUCAUUAAUAAAGCUAGAAUGAAAUAGAGCUUAAAAAUAAUUCUCCUAAAUAUUAGUUUUAUAAGCAUUCUUAUAGUAGGAGUAGAAGCAAUAAAAAAAUAAAUACAAUAAAAGAAUCUUAAGUGACUGUAUAAAAUUUGAGAUAAUAUUAAUAGUCUCAAGAUAAUUAAAAUUACUACUUCGAUCAAUUGCCAAACAAACAGAAUAAAAAGAUUAAUAUCUAUAAUAGUUAGUAGCAAAAAUAAAGUUAAAUAGCUAUAAAAGAUAAUAGAUAACCAAAUGAAGAGCUACAAUAUACUUAUGAUAAAAUAAAAAUAUUAAAGAAAAGUUAUUAGAAGAAUGAAUAAAUUAGUUAUUAAAAUCAACUGUUAAUAAAAAGCUUGAAUGAUACAAAAGAAAUUUUAGAUAAUGCCAGAAUAAGUAAUGAGUAAGAGGACUUUUAAUUUUAAAGCUAAAAAUUGAAUAGCAAGAAUGUUAUUUUUGACAGGUAACUAGAGUCAAACUCAAAACAUAACAUUGAAAAUAAAGAAAAUGAAGGAGCAAAUUAUUACAAUUUAGCUCAUAAAAAUAAUUUUCUUAAAAUAGGAAAUUAACUUUGUUAUUAAAAAAUAUCAGAUUCAAAAAACUAUUAGCUAGGUUAAAUAAAAUAAAAUAAUGAUAGUAUUAUUGAAUUUGACCCACAUUAAGAUACAUAGUAAUCUAAGUAUGGUCUUAUUAAACACAAAGAAUAGUUUUAUAAAUCUAGGAAAUUUAAAACAAAUUCACAAUAGUUUGUAGAAGUAGAGAUUGUUAUGCCUACUGAAAAGUGUAAUAAAUCUUCUGUGAUACAUCAUCAUGAUAAUACAAAUUAAAAGUAAAUAUAAAAAUGA